Nicotiana tabacum (common tobacco) is the source of this 1301-nucleotide messenger RNA. NCBI's taxonomy places the organism in Eukaryota, Viridiplantae, Streptophyta, Magnoliopsida, Solanales, Solanaceae. The record is from RefSeq and is a predicted model, not a curated record.
UCCUGGGACUUCUACACUAGAGAUGUGCGAGCCUUUCAUGUCGAUGAUGGAUUUAGUACUACAAGAGCACCCCUUGCUUCAUUACCCAAUAACCCAAUGUAUAGGAGAAAUACUCUGUCAUCAAUUAUGGCACCACAAAAUCAGCAAUGGUGGUACAAACCUUGUGGACCACUCAUCGUAUCAGGUGCUAGUUGCCAAAGGAUGGUCAGAACUUAUGAUAUUCGUGAUGGAGAGCAGAUCCUGAAAUGGGAUUUACAGAGACCAAUGUUGGCUAUGGAUUACUCAAGUCCUUUGCAAUGGAGAAGCAGAGGAAAAGUAGUGAUAGCUGAGACAGAGGGUCUUUCUUUAUGGGAUGUCAAUUCUAUGAGUCCUCAACCACUGCUUUCUGUAUCAUCCUCUGGUCGCCAAAUUUCUGCACUACAUGUAAAUAAUACAGAUGCUGAGCUAGGUGGAGGAGUUCGACAAAGGGUUAGUUCCUCUGAAGUGGAAGGAAAUGAUGGCGUGUUUUGCACUACUGAUUCCAUCAAUGUAUUAGAUUUCCGUCACCCUUCUGGUAUAGGUCUAAAAAUACCAAAGGUUGGUGCAAAUGUACAAUCACUUUUCUCCCGUGGAGACUCUCUAUAUCUUGGCUGCACGACUGUGAAAUCUGCUGUGAAAAGACAAGUUUCCUCACAGAUCCAGCAGUUCUCGUUGCGCAAGCAGAGGCUUUGCAGCAACUAUGUAUUGCCAGAAUCAAAUGCUCACUCCCAUUACAUGGCUUUAACACAAGUUUGGGGAAACUCAAACUUUGUUAUGGGAGUUUGUGGACUCGGGCUAUUUGUUUUCGACUCAUAUAAGGAUGAUGCAUUGCAAUCUUCCAUUUUGGAUCAAAACAAUGGGCAGAAUUUGAGAGAAACAAUUGGACCUGAUGAUUUGUAUUCUCCUUCUUUUGAUUACUUGUCAUCUAGAGUUCUUCUCAUAUCAAGAGAUCGCCCAGCUAUGUGGAAGUAUAUGUUUUAAGUCUUUAUAUCUUUAGGUAGCGAGCUGUGUAAACAGCCUCCCGCAUAAAUGCAGGCCAAGAUUGCGCACAAUAGAAACCGGACCCCGCGCAUAGCGUGAGUUUAAUGCACCGAGCUGCCCUUUUAUAUUUUAGGUAUAGUUGCUAAGUUAUUUUGUAACUUAUUAUGCUUGACGCCCUUCUGGUUUGAGGCCUUUUGUGUGCUAUUUACCGUAAUCCAUUCAGUGUGGAGAAACUGCAGAAGAUUUGCCCUUAUAGCAAUGAGGACAUUGCUAAUUUAUAACUAGCCUUUUAUUUUGUUUUC